AUGCCCGUGAUUCACGUUGUCUCGUUCAAGUACAAGGAAUCCGUCUCCUCCCAGGAGCGGCUCGAGCUGUACAGCCAAUUCGGGACAUUCAAAACCCAGUGUCUGUACACGGACAACCAACCCUAUAUUCUCGGCUUGAAAAGCUCGACUGAGAACACUUCGCCUGAAAACGCUGGCAAGGGCUUCCAUCACAUUUUUAUCACCACUUUUCCCUCGCAAGAUCACGUCAAGUACUAUCUCGACAAAGAUCCAGUGCACCUGGCCUUUGUGGACAAGGUCAAAGCGGCACUUGACGACGUCUUCAUCUACGACUUUGACGUGUGA
Mycosarcoma maydis (corn smut) is the source of this 324-nucleotide messenger RNA. RefSeq lists its product as uncharacterized. The record is from RefSeq and is a predicted model, not a curated record. The transcript has 2 exons. The coding region runs from base 1 to 324 and encodes 107 amino acids. Lineage: Eukaryota; Fungi; Basidiomycota; Ustilaginomycetes; Ustilaginales.